Molecule: messenger RNA, 798 nt
Organism: Indicator indicator
Lineage: Eukaryota; Metazoa; Chordata; Aves; Piciformes; Indicatoridae
Gene: CHCHD6
Product: coiled-coil-helix-coiled-coil-helix domain containing 6
Exons: 9
Coding region: 4-798 (264 amino acids)
Biological process (GO): cristae formation; DNA damage response
Cellular component (GO): MICOS complex; mitochondrion
Source: RefSeq, a predicted model, not a curated record
GGCAUGGGAGCCAGCGAGAGCAGCCAGGGCGGCAGGAAGGUCUCCUUCGGGCUGGAUGAGCGGGAUCAAGUCCGCGUGCUGCAGGGCAUCAGGCUCACUGAAGAUGUAGUGAACCGAAUGAAAGAAUCUUCUCAAAGUAAAAGGGACAACCAGAGAUCGUCCCGUUCAUCCAGUGGCACAGCUCCAUCUUCAUCAGCUGCAGAAGGGAAACCCAAAUCUCCUAUAGGAAUCCAGCCACCAAUGGCAAGUGACUCUGGUCAGAAGUCUUCUGCUGCAGAGCAGGACCUGUACAGGAGGUAUGAGCAAGAACAAGCACUGGUCCAAGAGGAGUUGCUCCGUCUGGCCAAAAGAGAAAGUGAAGCCUUGAAUACUGCCCUUCAGCAGGAGAGGAGCAGCAGUAAAGAACAGAGGCAGAGAGCAGCCCAGCUGCCUGCGGAUUUGGAUGCCUGGGCUGCAGAGCUGCAAGGCAGGGAGGCAGAGCUGAAGCGGCAAGAGGCCUUCUACAAAGAGCAGUUGGCUCGCAUUGAGAGGAAGAACGCAGAGAUCUACAAGCUGACAUCGGAGCAGUACCAGGAGGCAGCCACCAAGGCAGAAGAGUCAAUAAAGAGAAGGAACACUGACCCUGUGUGUGCACGCCUGCAGUCUGAAAUUCUGAAGUGCUACCAAGAAAACAAAUGUGAAGUGCUCAAAUGCUCCGAGCUGGCUAAGGAAUAUCAGCGCUGCGUUAGUGCUGCUCAGAAGUUUAUUGACCACGGGUUUCACCAAGAGCUACCGCUGCCGUUAGAUAAUGAGAAUUGA